Molecule: messenger RNA, 969 nt
Organism: Cordyceps fumosorosea ARSEF 2679
Lineage: Eukaryota; Fungi; Ascomycota; Sordariomycetes; Hypocreales; Cordycipitaceae
Product: DUF250 domain membrane protein
Exons: 4
Coding region: 1-969 (322 amino acids)
Cellular component (GO): endosome; trans-Golgi network; Golgi apparatus
Molecular function (GO): antiporter activity
Source: RefSeq, a predicted model, not a curated record
AUGUCUACAGAAGAACGCGAAUCCGGCCACGACGAGGAGGCUUCUCUGCCCCUCGUCAACAGCGGUGGUGCCCCAAGGUCCAAGCCUGCUCCCAGCAUAGCUAUUCCACAGGCAAUUUAUGUGAUCUCGUUGGUCAUUCUCUUUAAUAAAUGGAUUCUAGACACUCUGAACUUUCGGUAUCCUGUUAUACUUACGACGUACCACCUCGUCUUCGCCACGGUCAUCACCCAGCUGCUGGCGCGAUGGACAACCCUUCUUGACGGCCGGCGCAGCGGCAAAAUGACCCGCGAAGUGUACAUUCGUGCCGUCGUACCUAUUGGCAUCUUCUUCAGUCUGAGUCUCAUCUGUGGCAACCUGGCCUAUCUCUACCUCUCGGUCGCUUUCAUCCAGAUGCUAAAGGCAAUGACACCCAUGGCGGUACUGCUGGCCGGCUGGGCGCUCGGUGUGUCGCAGCCGGAUCCGAAAAAGUUUCUCAAUGUCUCCAUCAUUGUCGGAGGCGUCAUCAUUGCAUCUUUCGGUGAGAUCAACUUUGUCCUCGCUGGUUUCCUCAUCCAGGUUGCUGGGCUUAUUUUCGAGGCGCUGCGCCUGACAAUGGUGCAGCGCCUUCUGAGCUCCGCCGAGUUCAAGAUGAAUCCGCUCGUGUCGCUGUACUACUUUGCGCCCGUGUGCGCAGCUAUGAAUGCCGUGAUUGCGUUAUUUUGGGAGGUUCCCAAGGUUGCCAUGGCUGAGGUCGUGCACGUCGGCCUGUUCACCUUUUUCCUCAACGGCCUCUGUGCUUUUAUGCUCAAUGUGUCGCUGGUGCUCCUAAUUGGCAAAACAUCUACCGUGGUGCUAACUUUAUGCGGCGUGCUUAAGGAUAUUAUUCUAGUCGUCUCCUCCAUGGCUAUUUGGGGCACACCGGUGACGGGGCUACAGGCUUUUGGCUACUUCAUUGCACUGUGCGGCAUGGUCUAUUAUAAGCUCUUAUAA